AUGGCAACGUUCGACCCAACCAUCGCGCCGUGGUUGGCGGCGAGCUCAUGUGUUGGAUUCACAAUCCUCUUUGUCGGAUCCCUCUAUGUCUUCCCCGUAGAGACCGCAAAAAGUAAACUCGCCAAGCAAGUACGCGAACACGCCCGCUACACCGCAACAGCAGCGGCAGCAGCAGGAACAACAACUCAACCCUUGGUUCACAACCAUCACACCACCACCCCUCCUGCCUCACCACGACCAUCGUCGUCGUCUGCAAUAUCUACACACUCCAAUGCCACCACGACCAGUACUUCAAACGCAUUUGUAAUCACCACCACAAAGGCACCCUCUACAGCAGACAACAGAGCGCAUCGGAGUAGUACCCACCUUCACUUUAUCGAUACCACCUCCUCCACUGCUAAUCCAAGGCUAUCUUCCUCGCCUGCAACCUCGUCAGCAUCCACCUCCAGUGUCUCUUCUGCAUCCUCCUCCAGUUCAGCCUCUGUCUCUACACUCCCAUCCUCCUCAUCUGCAUCAGCAAUAUCGACAGCAACUAUCACAGCAAAAACUGGUGGUAGUUCAUUAUCGGCCAAGCCAGAGGUCGCCAUCCAUCCGCACUCUUAUUCCCAAUACGACCAAGAGUCGGCCCGUUUCCAGUCCCCAGUCGAGAACCAAAAGCUGGAUCGCAAUCACCCGUUGGUGAUCAAACAGCGCUUCAAAGGAAUCGCAUUGACUUGCUUUGCCGUGCCCUUCUAUCUCUGGUGGCUCUUUACAUUCUCGGGCGCCAUUUCUACUGACCAGUCCUUUUGGGAAAGACUGGGUCGGUUUUUGGGCUUGUUAGGGAUUUCGAUUCCCAACAACAUCUUCAAGCUGGUGAACCAUGUUGUUCUCCCAUUGCUGUUGGUCGGGUGUCUGUUUAUGGGUCCUACCCUGAUGAUGUUUCUCAGCAACGAACUACCUUUCCAGCAGGCCUUUGACUGGACCACUCAGCGUCAACAUAUCCAAGGGCUCAUGGGCAUGCGGAACUUUGUCAUUGGCCGGACGCGGCAAGCGUUGAUGGGUGCAACAGCCAUGGCGGUAUUCCAGCUCCUCUACACGACGCUCUUUGGCUGGUUCGCCACAUUUUUGUUCUUGAGAACAUCCAAUCUGAUCGGCCCCUGUCUUUGCCACAGCUUUUGUAAUAUGAUGGGCUUCCCCGAUGUAACGAACAUCCAAUAUUUUGGUCGGUGGAAGAAGUGGUUGUAUCUGACGUUUGUCCUUGGGAUGGUCCUCUUUGGGCUGUUGUUGCGGCCAUUGACUCAGCCUGGCUGGUACGGCGACGAAGAGAGUUCUGCUUAUUGGAACCUCACCAUGGGAGCGCCGGCGCCUCAUGACUCCUGA
This is a messenger RNA of Linnemannia hyalina, 1359 nucleotides long. NCBI's taxonomy places the organism in Eukaryota, Fungi, Mortierellomycota, Mortierellomycetes, Mortierellales, Mortierellaceae. The record is from the annotation of a GenBank genome assembly.